GUCAAAGGUUCCACAUAUGUGAAGGAAACAGUAGACUCUGCACAGUUUUACCUCAACCGUGUGAUUAAAGACAACAAGCAAAGUAAUCCAAAGCACUGUGACUGGGCAAAGUCUGUCAAGACAAUGUCUGAUGACCUGAUACAAUACAUUAAAGACAACCACAGCAAYGGUCUUUCCUGGAAUCCUAGUGGUCCCCCUGCACCGACAGCAGCAGCACCACCCCCACCGGCUGGUGGAGCACCCCCUCCACCUCCCCCUCCUGCCGUCGUACCUCCUUCAGGACCAGCUUCUACUGACAAACAAGACAGUGGUGCAGCCUCUGCUUUGUUCAGCCAAAUCAACAAAGCGGGAAACAAUAUUUCAUCUGGUUUACGAAAGGUCACUGACGACAUGAAGACACACAAAAACCCUUCACUUCGUCAGAGCAGUGUUGUACCCAGCAAACCCACUCCUGGUGCCAAGCCUACAGCUGCCCCCAAACCUGCAGCCAAGAAACCUCCUGUGUUUGAACUCCAAGGAGGRAAGAAAUGGAUUGUGGACUACCAGGAAAACAACCGUAACCUAGUUAUCGACGGUCAAAUGCAGCAGACCAUUUACAUGUAUAUGUGUAAAGGAAGCACUUUGCAGGUUAAAGGAAAAGUUAACUCCAUCACUUUAGAUAACUGCAAGAAGUGUGCUGUUGUGUUUGAUAGCGUUGUAUCGACAUGUGAGUUUGUCAACUGUCAAAGUGUGCAAUGUCAGGUAACAGGAAAAGUUCCAACCAUUUCCAUUGACAAGACUGAUGGCUGUCAAGUGUAUCUGAGCAAAGACUCCGUUACUGCAGAUAUUGUUUCUGCUAAAUCAUCAGAAAUGAAUGUUCUUGUUCCGAAGGAUGAUGGAGACAUGACGGAGUUUGCUUUACCAGAACAGUACAAAACGAAAUGGAAUGGCAARACCUUUGUAACAAUACCUGCCGAUAAUUAAAUUAACACUGACUUGGACACUAAAAUAGCCAUAAAUCUUGCACYGAGAUUCACUGCUUAUUUCAGCUGAUUGUAAUGGGUAUCAAAUAAUGUCGAAUCAUUUUAUGUAUUUUUGCAAUAAAUCCCCAAAUCGUGCAGAAAUUCAUAGCUAGUUCUGAUAGCAAUGUCAGCAAGAGUAAUAUUUUGUUAAAAUAGAAAAGGAAUUCCGAGUUUCUAAAUCAAAAGGAAAUAAUCAUAGUCACAAAAGUUGUUUUGAAUUCUAUGAUGGUUUAGCACCUUGUUUUGAUGUAUUUUGUAUGAUUGUGUAAAAUGCUUCACUCGCCUUAGAUUCAUGCUCAUUUUCAAACUUUGGCCUGUCAUAUGUGGAAUCUUUUUUGAACUAUAUGCAAUGAAAAAAUUACCCUUCGUAGUUCCCUGCAUCAAUUGUUUAGAGGUAACUAUGCAUUUGCUUAUUUUCUUCUGGGGCUGUUUGUCAGAAGGGCCGUGAAUAGGCUUAGCGCUGUACUCUGGACAAGUCAUUAUCCAGCCCAUAAUAUCCAUACAAAGGAGUGGAUAAAAACUUUAAACGAGGGAUAGAGUCAUUUUCAUCCGUCUGCGAAAUAGGAAUUGUACUAUUAAAUACUAUUACCCCCUAUUAGCUUUCAAUAGUUUAACUUGACAUGCGACAAACUAAUUAGGCAAAAACGGUUUUGAUUUUGCCUUUUGGUAGCCUACUACACCCUAAAAUUGUCUCACAGAUGGAUGAAAAUUACUCUAACUUUUUCCACAUUUUGUACAACCAGCCUAUAAGCCUCUUUUGUAUAGUAUUUUUUUACACGCUCACUGGUUGUCUUGUUUCGAUGUAAAGGUAUGGAGUGAAUGACACAGACAUGUUACUCAAAUCUUUUGUUUUUCUGCUCAUAUGCAUCAAAUUCAUAACUUGAAAGAUUCCACUUUUUGACCUCAGGCCUCAAAAUACCUGGCUUUGCAUGGUUUGUAAUAUGUUUAUUCACUGUAAAUUGCCGACAAUGUUCUGAACUACUAUAACGACAUUUGAUGUAAGCAAUAUUCCUGUGCACCUUAAAGUUGAUGAAUAAAUGUUUUUAGAUUUUCA
Molecule: messenger RNA, 2055 nt
Organism: Exaiptasia diaphana
Lineage: Eukaryota; Metazoa; Cnidaria; Anthozoa; Actiniaria; Aiptasiidae
Product: adenylyl cyclase-associated protein 1
Biological process (GO): cytoskeleton organization; regulation of adenylate cyclase activity; cell morphogenesis
Cellular component (GO): cytoplasm
Molecular function (GO): adenylate cyclase binding; actin binding
Source: RefSeq, a predicted model, not a curated record